Colletotrichum fioriniae is the source of this 1422-nucleotide messenger RNA. Lineage: Eukaryota; Fungi; Ascomycota; Sordariomycetes; Glomerellales; Glomerellaceae. The record is from RefSeq and is a predicted model, not a curated record.
AUGGCAUUGGACUCGUUCCGGCGUGAUUUUCACCUGGACGAAGUUAGCUCGACAACCCGCGAUACCAUCCAGGGCAACAUCGUCUCAACGUUUCAGGCUGGCUGCUUCUUUGGUGCCCUUUUCACUUUCCCCAUCGCCGAGAAAUUUGGUCGCAGGAAAACCGUCAUGCUCGCCGGAACCGUGUUUCUCAUCGGUGGCACUCUUAUGACUGCAGCCAGCGGAAACCUGAACUUGAUCUACGCUGGCCGUGCUAUUGCUGGCUUGGGAAUCGGAGCAUCAUCGUUGACUGUUCCCGUUUACAUCGCCGAGACAGCCCCGCCUUCGAUCCGUGGUCGACUUGUCGGCAUCUUCGAAAUCGCCUCUCAGGGAGGUGGUAUGCUGGGCUUUUGGAUCAAUCUAGUGCCGGGCUUGGGACUUGCGCUAGGCAUGAUCUGGUGCCCAGAGUCUCCCCGUUGGCUCGCUCGUGGAGACCAUUUUGACUCUGCAGAAAGGAUUCUGACCCAGAUCCGUGGUCUGCCUGCAGAACACGAGUACAUUCGCCGUGAGAUGAACGAUAUUCGCACUCAGGUCGAACAGCGUAUGUCUCAACGCAUGACAAAGAAGCAAAUGUUCCAAAAGCUUUUCCAAAAGGGUAUUCGAAACCGCAUGGGCUUGGGCAUGGCGCUCAUGUUCCUUCAGAGUUUCACUGGUGUAAAUAUCAUCACAUAUUACGCCCCCAGAAUUUUUGAGAGUCUUGGAAUCACUGGGACAUCCACGAAGCUUUUUUCUACUGGUUUUUACGGCAUCGCAAAGACCUUUGGAAUGUUCCUCUUCACCUUCUGGGUUGCUGAGAGAGUCGGUCGACGAAAGGGACUAUUGUGGGGAUCUGCACUUGGCUGUAUUCCGAUGUGGUACAUUGGAGGAUAUGUCAUGAAAGCAGACCCUGCUGCAGCUGCCGCGGCAGGCCAAGUCACACGGGACGGCUGGGGCUAUCUCGCCAUGGCUUGUGUCUACAUUAACGGAGUCAUCAUCUGCGCAACGUGGCAAGGAAUCACUUGGCUUUACGCUUCUGAGGUGCAGACACUGGAAAUUAGAAUGCUGGCCGUUUCUAUCACAACAGCCACAACCUGGCUCGGAAGCUUCAUCAUCGCCCGCUCCACACCUUACAUGAUCUCCGAUCUGGGGUACGGCGCAUACUUCUUCUUUAGCAGUAUCUUGAUGCUCAUGGGGAUUUGGGCAUUCUUCUUUGUGCCAGAGACUAAGGGCCUGACACUUGAAGACAUGGACGCUCUUUUCAUGCAACCUACCCACAAGACAGUGUGGGCACAGAUGAGGGGUAGGGCAGUGGUAGCCCCUGGUCGCGCCAGGUCUCCCUCCAUCACCGACGAGAAAUACGAGGCAAAUAUCGAGGCUGCUCAGAUUGAAGAGCGUACCAAGUCAUGA